Messenger RNA from Racocetra persica, 158 nucleotides. The record is from the annotation of a GenBank genome assembly. Lineage: Eukaryota; Fungi; Glomeromycota; Glomeromycetes; Diversisporales; Gigasporaceae.
AUGCUUGGCAAAGUCAUCAUCAUCCUGGUUACCUUCUUGCUUCAAGGUACAUUAUUAGGAAACGCAGUAACCUUUCAAACACCAGAUGUUCUCACAAUCUCUUAUAUCAAGAAUGAUCCGAAUUUUUAUAAGUAUUGUAAACAACAGUUAAAAAUGUG